GUUAAACAACUUUUUAAGAGCUUCCUCUGGCAACUUCUACAAGCACUUGCAUACUGUCAUACCCGAAGAGUUUUACACAGAGAUUUAAAGCCGCAGAAUCUUCUCGUUGAUGAUAGCGGAGUUAUCAAAUUAGCUGAUUUUGGACUCGCACGAAACUUCUCCAUUCCUAGUCGCGUUUAUACUCAUGAAGUCGUUACAUUGUGGUAUCGAGCACCGGAGAUCCUCUUGGGAGGACGCUACUACUCAACUGCCAUCGAUAUAUGGAGCUUAGGAUGCAUAUUUUCUGAAAUGGUAGCAGGAGUUCCUUUAUUUGCUGGAGACUCUGAGAUUGAUCAGUUGUUCCGGAUAUUCAAGAUUUUGGGAACGCCUACAUCUGAGACAUGGCCCGGGGUGGAAAAGCUGCAAGACUAUAAGAAAUCAUUCCCAAAAUGGUUCUUCAACGAGGAAGCUCUUUUAGCCGCUACUUCUCCAAUGAGUGAGGACGGUGUAGAUUUGCUCAAGGUUUCAUUACAAUUCUUUGCUAAUAUAUCAAUGUUUUUGAGCUCAGUGUUUACAGCUCAAUAA
This is a messenger RNA of Strongylus vulgaris, 564 nucleotides long. The record is from the annotation of a GenBank genome assembly. Lineage: Eukaryota; Metazoa; Nematoda; Chromadorea; Rhabditida; Strongylidae.